This is a messenger RNA of Cariama cristata (Red-legged seriema), 2643 nucleotides long. RefSeq names its product rho GTPase-activating protein 20-like. The record is from RefSeq and is a predicted model, not a curated record. Gene Ontology annotation, molecular function: GTPase activator activity. NCBI's taxonomy places the organism in Eukaryota, Metazoa, Chordata, Aves, Cariamiformes, Cariamidae. Gene Ontology annotation, biological process: regulation of Rho protein signal transduction; signal transduction.
AUGCCGAACAGGGAAGGCUGUUUCUCCCCCAUCAGCCCAGAGGCAUGUCCCCUUGUGCAGUCUUUCAUGUGCCACAACCGAACGUUCAUCCUGGACGGCCACGUGCAGCUGAAGACAGGUCUGCAAACCCAGGAGCGACACCUUUUCCUCUUCACAGACCUUCUGGUUGUUGCCAAGUACAAGUCGCACUCUCAUUUCAAACUAAAGUGCCAAGCACGUCUCUGUGAGAUGUGGACAGCGUUUUGUACAGAAGAAGUCUGUGAAGGGAGCACAGACCCAGAGAGGUCCUUUGUUUUGGGCUGGCCCACCACAAACUGUGUGGCAAAUUUCAGGUCUGCAGAACAAAAGGAAACAUGGCUGUCUUUUUUGCAAAGUCGAAUAAGAGAAGAGAAGGAAAAAGACUAUCCUAAAAGCAUUCCUCUGAAGAUAAUUGCAAAGGACUUGGGAACUUGUGCAUAUUCAAAAACCGUAAGUGUAACCAAUGUUGAUACAGCAAAUGAUGUAAUUAUGAUGGCCCUGCAACAGCUGGGAAUUAAUGGCUCUGAAAAAGACUACAAGCUGUGGGUGAUUUCAGGAAGAGAAGAUGCUCCUUACCCUCUUAUUGGCCACGAAUAUCCCUUCGGAAUUAAAAUGAGCCACAUUCGCGACGCUAUGCCGCAUGGAUCAAAGCACUGUGCCUGUCCCAGGCAGCUUCAGGGCCCCUUCUUGGCGGAGCAGCUGCCCCAGGAGCUGCAGUGCCAGUUUGUGCUGAAGCCCAGCCGCCUGGCCCUCUGCCAGCCGCUGAACGACUUAAGCCAAAAGUCAUUUAAAAGGAAAAGAUCUAUCAUAAAUUGGGCUUUUUGGCGUGGCCCAGGCACUCACUUGGACAAUGCACCCCUCUCCUCAACAUCUGCUGCUCCUGGGAAGCUCUUUGGCCUCUUGCUAACAGCCAUCUGUGAGGACGACAACCUGCCCAAACCCCUCCUGGACAUGCUUUCCCUCCUUUACCAAGAGGGCCCUUCCACUGAGGGUAUUUUCAGACGCUCUGGAAGUGCAAAAACCUGCAAAGAGCUCAAGGAGAAGCUUGAUUCAGGCGCUGAAGUGGACCUAGCCUGUGAAUCCAUAUUUGUGACAGCAUCUUUGUUUAAGGAUUUUCUUCGCAACAUCCCAGGCAGCAUUUUGUCAUCCCAGCUCUGUGAUAAGUGGGUUUCUGUGAUGGAUCAAGGAAAUAAUGAAGAGAAGAUAAAAAGCAUCCAAAGGUUAAUAGAGCAGCUCCCGAGAGCUAAUGUUGUUCUCUUACGUUACAUCUUUGGAGUACUGCAUGGUAUAGAAAUGCGAUCUGAAGAGAAUCAGAUGAAUGCAUUUAAUCUGGCUAUCUGCAUUGCACCUAGCCUGCUCUGGCCUCCUGUUGCCUCCACUCCUGAUACGGAAAGUGAAUUUACAAAAAAGAUUUCUAAUCUGGUACAGUUCCUCACUGAGAAUUGCUGCAGGAUUUUUGGAGAGGAAAUUAACUCCCUCUUUGGAGAAGUACUGAUGACAUGUAAGAGAGAGAACAGCUCAGAUGCUACUUCUCUCCAUCUGAAUGACUCUUCCUACGACAGCCUGGAAAACGAGGCGAACGAUGAAGCUGACUCUUCUUCUAGUGACUGGAUUAAGAACCGCGAUCAGGAUAACAGGAGCAGGGAGUCUGUCUUCACUCUGAGCGACGGUGAUUCAGAGCAGACAGAGGUAGAUGAUAUCCAAAGGAAAACCAAAUUGAAACAGUUGACAAUUUCUGUUGACGUACACCAUAAGUUUUCAUCGCAAGAAAACUCAGAGAAUGAGUCUCUCCGCUCCAGUGCACUGGGCUUGUCUUCAGCAGCUACCUCAGGGGCUCUCAAAUCCUUGAGGAGACACAGGCGCUCCUCAGAGCCCGCCAUCGGCCUCCUUGCCCCCAGCUUUGCCUGUAUUGGCGAUGGUCAUGAGAAGGCAGCACGCAAAGCCAGCUGUGACGUUGUUUUGUCUCAUGAAGAUGAAGACUAUGUCCGUCAGCUUCGGUCACUGCAGAUGGAAGGGCAAAAGCUUAUCAAUCAGAGCUUGAUUAUAGGGAUUAACAUUGGUAAAAAUGACAACACAAACCAAAACGUUGAAAAGAAAGACUUGUCCCAUUGCCUCCUGCCUCCAAUGCCAGAAGGGUUAAAUAUUUGCUCAGGAUUUAGCUCUUCUAGCCUGUCUUCUCCUGGGACAUCUCCGUCUGUCUCGUCAAUGAGCUCUUUGGACAGUGCUUUCUCUCAGUUUUCAGACCAAUCUGUGUUUACCCCAACUGAAACCUCCUCCCCUUUUGAUAGCACUUUUCAGUCGCUAAAGAAACACGAAGACACUGCCACUGAAGCGGCUGAUGACUAUUUGGUUACACCUACCAAGGUGCCACCAUCUCCGCAACCUACUGAUGCUUUGGCUGAGGGGGCCUUGGUGGAGUCCAACAGCAGGCCAGCGCCCCAGAAACCUACUGACAGAGUUGACGGCUAUUUGAUUAAGCCUGACAUUCAGCCAUUACCUCUGAAAGUCACAGGAAGAGACAGACUUCAUGAUCCAGAUCAAAGAGGAGGUCUAGAAGAGCAUUACAGCAAUCCAAAGUUUGAAGAGACUGACCAAAGCUUUUUGCAGAGGAAUCUUAACGCUUAA